AUGCAAUUAAUGCAGUGUGACCUGGAGACCUAUCUACAAGAAGACAGCGGAUGCUACGCCAGGGAGGUUACCUGGGCCCAUCGCCAACCAUAUGAGCCACUACAAAAACCAAUAGCACAGCUCAUUGCCGGCCUGAGUGCUCUUCACAAGGCAGGAUUCACUCAUCGUGACUUAAGGCCCAAAAAUAUUCUGCUUGAUGGCGAUGGGUCCCUCAAGAUCGGAGACUUCGGCAUCUCAAAGCAUGUCAUCGAUGGACUAAAGACUAAGAUAAUCGACGUGCCCGAGAUAUGGGGAUACUCGGCCCCUGAGAUCAUCAAGGCUGAAGCUUCUCCACUCCAGACCUACUCACCGAAAGUGGAUAUUUGGUCUUUGGGCUGCAUCGUGUACAGAAUGCUCAUGGGCGAACGACUAUUCACGAACUUGGAUGAUGUAAGGCGAAACCACGGCUCCAAGGUCGAGUCACUCAAAUCAAUCACAUGCAAGCGGGGAGAUGUGACUAAGCUGGAUGUGAAUUUCUUGCAAUGUCUUCUCUGCGAGGAGCAAGAACGUAGGAUGAAUGCCGACGAGGCUCGUCAGCAUUCCUGGUUCAGCGCCUUUGACGCUUCAUGUUAA
Thyridium curvatum is the source of this 612-nucleotide messenger RNA. RefSeq lists its product as uncharacterized. Gene Ontology annotation, cellular component: autophagosome; cytoplasm. The transcript has 2 exons. The record is from RefSeq and is a predicted model, not a curated record. Gene Ontology annotation, molecular function: ATP binding; protein serine/threonine kinase activity. NCBI's taxonomy places the organism in Eukaryota, Fungi, Ascomycota, Sordariomycetes, Thyridiales, Thyridiaceae. Bases 1 to 612 code for a protein of 203 amino acids. Gene Ontology annotation, biological process: autophagy; autophagosome organization; protein autophosphorylation.